UCAUCCUCGCUCACGAGGUCACGUCCAAGGCCAUUGAACGAGGCGUUCCGGCCAGAAAGUAGCCGUUAAUCUCCAAGCUGCUACACGGCUCCCGCUCCCACCUUCAAAAACAGUACAGGAGCAACCGUUCUCGACGAUGGGGAAAUACAAUCUCACAGCACUUCAAGUGCGAAAAACGGCAAUCGACUCGAUUGCGGCUGGAAAGAAAGGCGAUCUCCCUCGAUGGGUUAAUGUCGUUGGCGAUAUCCCUCCUGCCCAAAUCCUCGUGCGCGAACGACCCCAGCAACACCCACUUGUACGGCAACGCAUGAAAACUAUACCGGGAAAUCCAACACCGCAGCCAGUCUUUCAGGUCCAGACAAAGCGUGUGAAGCCAAAGAAAGCCAGUCGUAUGUUCUUACCCGUCGAGAUCAAGUACGAGGAGGAUCAGUUGCGAAAAGAGUUCUUCCGCGACCAUCCCUGGGAACUGGCCAGGCCUAGAAUUCUGGUAGAGAGUUCAGGCAAAGAUUCUGAGCGUUACAACUGGAGUAGAAUGCAGCAGCCAGGCAAGAAGCUGGAUGGCGAGAGCGUCGUGCAACGACAGCUGUGGCUCCUGAAUAACGUUCCCGAUAUGACAAAAAGUCGUGCUUACGAUAUUGCGCGACGCGAAUUCUAUCGACUCCGCCUACAGGAGGAUAUUGAGCGUCGCGUAGCUGUUGAAGAGGCAGAGGCUACAGGUGCGGUCUUUGGACCUUCUCGCCUAGAGAUUGGUAUGGAACUUGAAAACCAGCAAUUCGAAGCCUGGAAGUCAUGGGCGAAGACGGAAGCACAAAUUGUCGAUCAGGCGUCAACAUCGGAGGAUGGCUCUGAAAACCAGAGCCUUCCUUAGCCGGCUUGAUCUCUCCAGCUGGUGUCUGGUCUGAAAGGAGAUAGUCGAUACCAACGGCUUAUGUAUAUUAUUGUACUUUGUUUGGUCCAUUCAGUUCCUGUAUAAAUCUCCCGGUGAGGUCGAUUUUACGUGACGGGAGCAGCAUUUGUCUACAUAACUAAAACACGCAAACAAAAAUAAAAUAAAAUAAAAAU
Messenger RNA from Aspergillus nidulans FGSC A4, 1062 nucleotides. RefSeq names its product mitochondrial 37S ribosomal protein RSM25 (gene rsm25). Gene Ontology annotation, molecular function: structural constituent of ribosome. The record is from RefSeq and is a predicted model, not a curated record. Gene Ontology annotation, cellular component: mitochondrial small ribosomal subunit; mitochondrion. The transcript is spliced from 2 exons. Lineage: Eukaryota; Fungi; Ascomycota; Eurotiomycetes; Eurotiales; Aspergillaceae. Bases 137 to 868 code for a protein of 243 amino acids.